Messenger RNA from Rhipicephalus sanguineus (brown dog tick), 737 nucleotides. Its product is annotated as midnolin homolog. NCBI's taxonomy places the organism in Eukaryota, Metazoa, Arthropoda, Arachnida, Ixodida, Ixodidae. The transcript has 2 exons. The record is from RefSeq and is a predicted model, not a curated record. Bases 1 to 726 code for a protein of 241 amino acids.
AUGGGCCGUUCGCCGAAGCCGCGUCGGAAACGAAAGCCGCGCAAAGCAAAAGCAAACUCAGCAACGAUCUCGUCGCACUCGAGACUGGCUACGGCGGCUACGGAGGUCACGGCGGAGGUCACGGAGGCCACGGCGGUUACGGAGGUCACGGCAGUCACCACGGCGGUCACGGAUACGGGCACGACGACCACGGCUACGGCCACGGCAGCCACGGGCACGGCAACAAGCACUACGGUGAUCACGACAGCGGUCACUACGGUGGCCACGGUCAUCACGGGCACCGCGGCUACGGUGGCUGGGGUGACAGCCAUCACGGCGGCCACUCGAACCACGGCGCCUACGGGGGUCACGGUAACAGGCACGGUCAUUGGAAGCACCACGGCCAACACUGGAAGGACCGCGGCUACGGCCACGAGCGCAAAUGGGGCUGGGACAGAGGAGGUGGAAGCCACGGAGGAUACGGGGGACACGGCGAGCAUCAUGGCCACUGGGGUAACCACGGCAACAGGGCCCACUACGGCGGGACACAAGCACGGCCACCACGGGCACAACUCGUACGGAGACCACGGACAUUACGGGGGACACAAGCGGGGACACUACGGCGGCUCCAGCCACGGGUACGGUCAUCACGGACACGGCCACGGCCACAAGGGCUACGGCCACGGACACUACGGCGGACACAAGGGACACUACGGACACCACGGAGGAGGCUACGGACACGGCUAGGUUCGGCACGU